Messenger RNA from Haliotis rufescens (red abalone), 4536 nucleotides. RefSeq names its product L-asparaginase-like. NCBI's taxonomy places the organism in Eukaryota, Metazoa, Mollusca, Gastropoda, Lepetellida, Haliotidae. Gene Ontology annotation, molecular function: protein binding; asparaginase activity. The coding region runs from base 160 to 2046 and encodes 628 amino acids. Gene Ontology annotation, biological process: amino acid metabolic process. The record is from RefSeq and is a predicted model, not a curated record. The transcript has 14 exons.
UGCGCCUUGGAGCAACCUUGAUUACCAAAGGGAGAUAAUAAAGGAAAUCUUCAACAGAAAGAGGAACAUAAAGUACCCUUUUCCGGUUUGGCAAUAUUGCUUGACAUUUCUGACGUUUUGCAUUUUUACUAAACAACAAAGAAAGUGUGACUUAAUUCAAUGGCAGACAAUGCUGAUCAAUCUGAAACCGAACUAACUAGAUCGAAAUCAGUGGAUGAGAAAGUCGCGGAACUAGAAUUGAAGACCCGAGCUGUACACGAUGCAGAACCGCUGACGAAAAUCCUUGUGCUGUACACAGGGGGAACGAUUGGAAUGGUUACAAAAAAUGGAGUGUAUGAGCCGGAGCCUGACUGUAUGGUACAGAAACUCAGAGCCCUUCCCAUCUUCCAUGAUGCUGAAUAUGGAGACGCUCAUUUUUGCCCUGAAACUAAGGCGAAUCAUCUAGCUUUACCACUUACAAAGGAGGACUUCCGUGUGUUGUUCACUGUGGAGGAGUUCGAGCCGCUCCUAGACUCAUCCAACAUGAACAUGCAGGACUGGGCCACCAUUGCUAAUAGGAUACAGGACAACUAUGACCAGUUUGAUGGAUUUGUGGUUCUGCAUGGCACGGACACGAUGGCAUACACUGCAUCUGCUCUCUCCUUCAUGUGUGAACACCUGGGCAAGCCAAUCAUACUCACCGGCUCACAGAUCCCGAUCUAUGAAGUGAGGAGUGAUGGCCGGGACAACUUCCUCUCGUCGCUCAUCAUUGCUGGGAACUACUGCAUCCCCGAGGUGCUUGUGUGUUUCAACGAAAAGGUGUUUCGAGGUAACCGCACCAUCAAGAAUGAUUCAACAAGCUUCAGUGCUUUCAAGUCCCCCAACAUGGCUCCCAUCGUGACGCUGGAGAUUGAUAUUUCAGUGGACUGGGCAGGUGUAUUCCGCAGCGGCACCACGGAGAAGUUCCGUGUGGCAACCAACUUCUGCCCCAAUGUGGGUCUGUUGAGGAUCUUUCCAGGCAUAACUGCUCAAACAGUGCGAGCAUUUAUGCAGCCGCCAAUGCAGGGAGUUGUUCUUCAAACAUACGGGGCUGGUAACGCCCCCGACAACCGACAGGACCUGCUGCAACUGUUCCGGGAAGCCACCAACUGGGGCAUCAUCAUCAUCAACAUCACCCAGUGUACUCACGGCAGAGUGUCCACAUCCUACGCUACAGGGAAGGCCCUGCGAGAAACAGGGGUCAUACCUGGCGGCGACAUGACCCCAGAGGCCGCUCUCGCCAAACUCGGAUACAUUCUCGGCAAAGAUAGUUGGUCUCUGGACAAGAAGCGAAAGAUGAUGAGCCGCAACCUGCGCGGUGAGAUGACCACGUCUAUCCAGGAGGAGAUCUCCAUCAUGGACCACGAGCUGAUAGAGAGUGUAGCCAGGACCCUCAGCCUCAGCAGCAAGGAUGAGAUUGUGAAACUGCGCGAUGCUCUGUAUCCCAACCUGAUGUGUGCUGCAGCCUGCACUGGGGAUGUUCAGGCUCUUGAAAAGCUACGCCAGACUGGGGGUAAUAUAUCUGCUGCCAACCAAGAUGGCCGCACAGCUCUACAUGUGGCCUGUCGGGGUGGUCAUUUCUCCACCGUGCAGUAUCUGCUCCACCAUGGGGCAUCGGUCCACAUCAAGGAUUACCAUGGCGACACCCCACUGAUUGAUGCCAUCAGUGGGAAGCACAUGGCCAUCAUCAAGCUGCUGGUCCAGACUGGGGCUGUCAGUCCCCUGAAGCCCGAGAAGAUGGCGGUGGAGCUGUGUAGUGCUGCCUCUCAGAAUGAUGUUGACACAAUCAGGGCAUGGCACGAGGCAGGAGCUGACCUCAACGUCUGUGACUACAACUACCGAGCUGCACUUCAUGUGGCUGUGUGUACCUACAACACAGACGUUGUGCAGUACCUCCUUGACAACGGCGCCAACACAGAUAUACAGGAUAUAUUUGGUAACACACCCAUGUCACAUGCAGAGAAGCUGUGCUACCAUGACAUCUUGAAGAUGAUGGGCCAAGAGUCUGCUGUCAAUCAUAUUGAGUGACAUUCUAACAGCCAAUCAGAUCACAUACAAUUGUAAGCCAUGUACAAUUGUGUCACUUGGGCAUUAUUGUGAUGAGGGUCACGUGAGAGUGAGAUUAAUCCUAACAUAGUAACCAGGAAGUGUUCAUCCUGAAGUUGUUCUCAGUGUUCUGUGAACAUUACUGGCUGGUAACAGUUCCUUUCAUUCUGAGUGCAUGAGAAGUUACAUUGAAUGUUUACUUGAGCACUGUGAAUUCUACAAUUGUGAAUUUAUGUAGAAUUGAUGACAUCCUCCGCUCUGUCUGGUUCAGAAUAUUCACGGAAGAUAGAAUAUAAUGAACACACAUGCCACGGAGGAGAAAUAGGGUAUAUUCAGUGAAUGGUCACAUUUCCCUUCCAAAUACCAUGUCUACUUCUUAAUUAGACAGAAAAGUCCAUAAUUGUACAAAAUGUUUUGUGGCCAGUCACUUACAAUAUGUCGAGCUUGAGAUCUGAUAUGUUGGUGAAAAAUGUUGAGAUUAUGGGGUUAGUGUUUAAAUUGAAGCUAUAGUGAACAUGUUUAAACUGAGAUGUUGGUGAAAAAUGUUUAUGCUCAGAUGAUGGUAUGAUGAUGAUGAUGAUGAUGAUGAUGAUGAUGAUGAUCUGUUUCAGUUUCUCUCAGUGAUUUGUUGAACACUACCCAAUGUUUAUUAAUAUGGUUGUAGACACAAGUCAUCUACAAGACAACAUACACUAGUUUGUGAAGAAACUGCGCUUCCCUGUUGGAAAUGCUUUCUGUAGCUUCACAGUUUUCGACAGCCACAGAGCACUUUACAAAGAAUGUUUUAAAUCAUUGUAGAUCUCAUGACAAGGAAAAUUACCAAGUUAUCUCAUUACCUCACAAAUUAUUGAUCUCAAAUUUGUUAAAAUUAGAAAUGUCUACUGUCUGGAAUGAUCCCAUCGACAUGGGGAGGAAUGGUUUCUGGUUGUGUUGGCAAGUGACCAAAUAGUUUCUAUGAGGUUAUUUAUGCAGUAAUGGGUAGUUUUUAUGUUUGUUUGUUGUUUAAUGCCUCACUCAGCAAUAUUCCAGCUAUAUGACGGCUGCCUGUAACUACCUGAGUCUGGACCAGACAAUCCAGUGAUUGAUAUCAUGAGCAUCGCUCUACACUACUAUUGAGAUGCGAUGACAUGCAUCAACCAAGUCAGCGAGCUAGAACACCCAUUCCUGUUACACCUCUUACAUGGCAAGCAUGGUUUGCUGAAGAUCGAUUCUAAACCUGAUCUUCACGGUGGGACAAGCAUCGGUUUCUGAAGACCAAUUCUAACCUGAAUCUUCACAGGGAACAAGCAUGGGUUUCUGAAGACCAAUUCUAACCCUGAUCUUCACGGGGAACAAGCAUGGGUUUCUGAAGACCAAUUCUAACCCUGAUCUUCAUUGGGUUAUAUUUGUACUGCCAUGUCAAGCUGAAGAAAGUAGACCUGAUACUAACGGAAACCAUAUUUCCUGCAAUAGAUGACCAGAUAGUGUAUUUACUCAGACAAUAUGAGUCAGCAUUUUAUGUUUCAUAAAUCUCAUUAAAAUCAAAACUUUUGUCUGGAUUAAGAUCAGAGGAUACUUCCCUAACAGGUCAGGUGAACCCUGUGCGAACUUUGACUCCCCAAUCUUUAAAAAAGCUGUGUUAUGUGGGUUAUCAAGCAAAUCACCUGUCAGGUUUCUAAAAUGAUCUUUUAUACUGAUACGAUACCAAUGUCAUUAAAAUUAAAUCUUUUAUACUGAUACGAUACCAAUGUCAUUAAAAUCAGAUCUUUUAAACUGAUGCGAUACCAAUGUAAUUAAAAUCAGAUCUUUUAAACUGAUGCGAUACCAAUGUAAUUAAAAUCAGAUCUUUUAAACUGAUGCGAUACCAAUGUCAUUAAAAUCAGAUCUUUUAGACUGAUACGAUACCAAUGUCAUUAAAAUCAGAUCAUUUAGACUGAUACAAUAGCAAUGUCAUUAAAAUCAGAUCUUUUAUACUGAUACGAUACCAAUGUCAUUAACAUCAGAUCUUUUAUACUGAUACGAUACCAAUGUCAUUAACAUCAGAUCUUUUAGACUGAUAUGAUACCAAUGUCAUUAACAUCAGAUCUUUUAUACUGAUACGAUACCAAUGUCAUUAACAUCAGAUCUUUUAGACUGAUUUCCCAGUUUUCCUGCCAAGGGUACUCAGUUUGGAACCACCUCAUCCUCAAGUCCCUCUGUGCCCUUGGCAGGAAAACUGGCGAAAAGUAAUCAUUUUUUCAAAAUUGGGAUUUUGUUUAAGUUAUUAUUUUCUAAAACUAGGAGGUAUUUUAAUUUGCCUUCACGGUAAUAGUGUAAAACUGAGCACUUAAGCCUUUUGGGUCCUCUUUAUGGGUCCUCUUUAUCCGUCCUGUUAUCUGUGAGUCACCUCUACAAGGCCAAUCACUGGUUAUCAUUGGUUAUAACUAUAGCUACAUAAAUCGGGAAAUUUGGAAUUCCUAUUUGGGAAUUUGUACUGACAUUGGCUGUAGAAUU